CCCCGAAACACCCCACCUUCUUACCCACCAGCUCUGACCACUUGCUCCAUCACCUCGGUUGCCGACGCGCUCAAAAUUUUCCCCUUCGACGUCGCGUAAUUUAAACAAAUUGUUUGCAAGCUCACCUCACAUCAUGACCGGCCGACUGACGAGAUGAUGAACACAGACCAGACGGAACCGACAGUCGCAAUGGAGACGGCGGUUGCUGUCGAGAAUCUCUCUCCCCUGGCCGUCGCCCGCCGGCCCAUGGGCGCGGUCUUCACCACUGGCCCCUUCAAGCCCAUCUCCCAGGGCUUCUCGCUCUUCUUUGAGGCCCUGCUCUCCGCCGUUGCCCUCGGCAAUGCCGACACCUUGGAGACGCUGGCUCACCUUGACGUCUCCACCGUCUCAUCCAUUUCUGAAAACGAAGACGACAAAGGCGUUCCCGCCUUCAGCAAGCCUUCUACUUCCCACCAGACGCCCGUUCCGGAGAUCUCCGCUUGUCCGGCGGUGGAGACUCCUGGCCCAGUCGACUCGGCCAUCAUCAAGGAAGACAAUGAGGCUGCCGCAACCAUCACUCUGCGCAAUGAAGACAGCCAGGGCAUGAACGCCGAGUCCCCUACAGUUACUGCCGUCACCCAAGACGUCAUCGCAUCUCAGCAGGCCGAGACCGCCCUCGCUUGCACCGAGGACAGCACUGCGCCUGUCGAUGCUUCGCUCCCUGACAUCACUCGCGAUGCUGAGCCUGUCAUUGAUGAGGCCGAGGGUUCUACUAGCAUUGCCGUUGCCUGUGCCACCGAGGAGCAGCACGAUGCUUCCGAGGUCGACUUGAUUGUUUCUGAAGGCGAGGCCGUCGCCGCUGCUGAGUGCACUCUGGACGCUGAGGUUCAGGUCACCGACAACGUCUCCGAUGAGACUCAGCACACCGAGUCCCCGAAGGAGGACUCCGUUUGCGUUGUCUCUGAGGGCGUAACUGAUACUGUCACUUCUGCUGUUGAUACACUUGAUAACUCCCUUAACUCUUCCAUCGAGGCUGCCAAAGUCUCUGACGUCACCUCGGCAGCUGCCGGACUCGAUAACAUUGAGGACACCUCGGCAGCAGAAGUCUCGGUCAAACUGGACAUUGAAAGCAACCCCGCUGACAAGCCAGAGGCCGUUGCUACCCAGGACAUCACAUCCGCUCCAGAGAACAUCUCUCAUCAGGACUUCAUCGAGGACUCCGAGAGUGUCGCCAAGGAUGUCAUCGAGGACAUCGUUGUCAGCAGCAAUGAAAACCUUGACACCAAUGCCGACGUUGCCGUUGAGGCUACGGAUGAGGAGCUGACCCAGAUCAGCGAUGUCGAGUCCAUGGAGACCAUUUCCGACGAAGGGGACGAAGAGCCGAUGCCACUUCCUGUCUUCCCUCUCAUCCUCGAGGACGAUUUCGAUGCUCCCGUCUCCAGCACCUUCCAGGCUGGUCUAGAACUGCUUAUGGAGAUCGACACUACCUGGUGCGUCCCUCAGAUCGUCGAAAAGGGCAAGUCGGAGCGCGAGCGUGUCCGCGAGAGGCUCGCCAAUCGGUCGACUGCGCAGUUCAACCUCCAGAACCUGCGUCUCGAGAAGGCCGCCCUUGCACUCACCAUCAACGGCGGCCCUGUGCACGCGCAGCCCUCGCGCAAGGUGGCAGCGCUUCCGACGCGCGUCCCUCCUGCGAAGCGCGACAUUGCAGUGCCUGAAACCAAGGAUGGCUUCGCUCAGACCGAGGUUGCGGACGCCCCAGCCCGCAAUCACUCGCGCAGCACCUCGGCAAGCAGCUCCGCGUCCAAGAUUUCUGCAGAUGCAGUCUUCGACAGCGCGCCCUGCCCUGGAACGCCGGUGACGGAAUACACAGGCACACCGACCAAAGAGGUCCAGUCACAUGCCGCCGCCUCUUCCGAUGGAAAGGUCGUCCCUCAACAGGUUUCGAGGGACGACAAGAUUAACAACACCAUCGGAAUCGCAAAGGAGACAGAAUCGCUCCACACUCCCGCCACAGUCUCCCGAGACGUGGAUGAGACCAGGAACUAGGACAUUGUGGCCUCAUUCCCCGUUCCCGGACGAGAAUGGCGCGACACAGAACUUGACUUCGCGGUCCUCUCCGACGGCCGCAUCCUC
Molecule: messenger RNA, 2112 nt
Organism: Thermothelomyces thermophilus ATCC 42464
Lineage: Eukaryota; Fungi; Ascomycota; Sordariomycetes; Sordariales; Chaetomiaceae
Exons: 1
Coding region: 190-2025 (611 amino acids)
Source: RefSeq, a predicted model, not a curated record